This is a messenger RNA of Mytilinidion resinicola, 606 nucleotides long. RefSeq lists its product as uncharacterized. Bases 1 to 606 code for a protein of 201 amino acids. Lineage: Eukaryota; Fungi; Ascomycota; Dothideomycetes; Mytilinidiales; Mytilinidiaceae. The transcript is spliced from 8 exons. Gene Ontology annotation, biological process: small GTPase-mediated signal transduction. The record is from RefSeq and is a predicted model, not a curated record. Gene Ontology annotation, molecular function: GTPase activity; GTP binding.
AUGCCGCUCUGUGGUGGAACCAAGUCCGUGCAGCGCAAGCUCGUGCUUCUAGGCGACGGCGCUUGUGGCAAGACGUCGCUGCUGAAUGUCUUCACACGCGGAUACUUUCCCACAGUAUACGAGCCUACAGUCUUUGAGAACUAUGUCCACGACAUAUACAUCGACAAUGUGCACGUUGAGCUCAGCCUCUGGGACACAGCCGGCCAGGAGGAAUUCGACCGCCUGCGCUCCCUGUCCUACGAUGACACACACGCCAUAAUGCUCUGCUUCAGCGUCGACUCCCCCGACUCGCUGGAAAACGUAGAGACGAAAUGGGUUGGCGAGAUCGCCGAGAACUGCCCUGGCGUCAAGCUCGUGCUGGUCGCGCUCAAGUGCGAUCUACGGCGGCGCGAGGACGCCGAUGACGACGAGAACCCCCAACCUGAGAAACCGAUGAUCAUGUACGACGAGGGGUUGAAGGUCGCAGAGAGGAUACGAGCAUUACGGUAUCUGGAAUGUUCCGCAAUGAAGAACCGCGGCGUCAACGAAGCCUUCACAGAAGCCGCGCGCGUGGCUCUCUCCGUAAAGAACUCGAAGGACCGAGAUCGGGGCUGCAACGUCAUGUAA